Cooperia oncophora is the source of this 432-nucleotide messenger RNA. The record is from the annotation of a GenBank genome assembly. NCBI's taxonomy places the organism in Eukaryota, Metazoa, Nematoda, Chromadorea, Rhabditida, Trichostrongylidae.
AUGAUCGACUCGAACGGUUCCAACCAUCAGAGAUAUCGAAAUAAUGAUGCGAAAAGACAUGUGUUCUUACCAUCGGUAGAAGGAUUCCUCGAACACGAAAGAAAACCUCGUCGACGCCGAAUAGAUGUUGAUAGACGGGCUGAUGGAUUGAACAAAAGCUUUGAAAUGCUUCAACCGGCCUCGUCUGCCAAUUUAAUUUUCGAUUUUUUCAAAGCCCCAGACGGAGAUCAUGCCAGUAUUAUAAAACUGUUGAAGGUCCUGAAAUCGUUCGGUUUGCGGGAAAAGGAUCCACGACUGAAGGAAAUGAUGACUCGAAUACAAGAAAAUUUGAAGACUCUCGUGAGACCGGCCACCACGCGGUCCGAGAUUCAUGUACGACCGCGUCACACCCCUUCUCCGAGCAUCACAAUCUCCCCAGUCCUCACGGACUGA